Paramecium primaurelia is the source of this 384-nucleotide messenger RNA. Lineage: Eukaryota; Ciliophora; Oligohymenophorea; Peniculida; Parameciidae. The record is from the annotation of a GenBank genome assembly.
AUGAGUGACCUAGACUAAUCAAUUGAAGCAAGAACAGAUAAAUUUGAAUGUAUUUAAUAUAACAAUUAUUUUAUAGCUGAUUUAAAUAGAGUAAGUUUAUAAUAAGAUGCAUUACUCCCUCUAUUACAAAUGAUUGAAUACAUUCCAUCAAUACAAAGAACAGAAGCAAAUGUUAAAUAAGUAUAAAAAAAACAAGAUAUCAAUGAAUAAAAAUAAGGAAGACUUGUAUUCAAUAUUCAUAAUAUUAUAUAGGAAAGAUGCGCUGAAAGAAAAUUAAGAGAAAUAGAAUCUAUGCCUUAAAAACCUUAAUUAGAGGUGUAAUAGGUAGAUUAAAGAAUUAAGGAUCUAGAAUNUAUUAAAAGAAGUCAAUUAAAUUAGACUUGA